CAUGGGGGGAUUUGACAUGCAGUGAUUGAAGUUAAACGGAGGGAAAAGGUUGGAAAAACAGCGCGUUAGAAUGUCGUGAACACAGAAUACAAAUCAACGAAGCAAAAUGGUAGCAAGCCGUGCCCUGGCAGCGGCCAAAGCAGGGGAUCUGGAGUCGCUACGAGCUCUGGAAGCCGAGUCGAACUUGUCCCAAAACAUUGUGGACGAAAACGGCGCAACGUGCUUACAUUAUGCUGCACGAAAUGACAGGUGUGAAGUUUUGGAUUUUUUGGUAAAUCAUUGCGGAUUCCUGGGGAAUAAACGAUCUCAUGUCGGUUCUACAGCAGCACACGAUGCCGCGGCGACAGGAAACUUGAAGGCCUUGUCUUGGUUGCUGUACAACACUGACUGCAAAGCAGACGAUCAGGAUGGUUCCGGGGCGACGGCUGCACAUCUCAGCUCUCUUUACGGCCACACCUAUGUUCUUAGAUGGCUGAUUGAAAAAACAAACUGUGACAUUCUCAAGAAAGCUUCCUCAGGGGCCAUCCCUCUUCACUUCUCCAUCGUGGGUGGCGACAUCAGAGCUGUCAAAUUGUUGGUGGAACAAGCCCCCAGGUCAGUAAAUAUUCAGAUGCAAAAUGGAGCCAGUGCGACAUACCUCUGCAGUCAGGAAGGAAAACUGGACAUUCUGAAAUUCCUUGUACUGGAGGCUAAGGCAUCAAUAAAGAUGGAUGCUUAUGAUGGAAUGUCUUGUUUGCAUGCUGCAGCUCAGAUGGGAAACCUAGACAUUGUUAAAUGGCUGAUUGCAGAGCAGCGAGCAAACCCCAAUGUGCGAGACUUUGAUGGCGCCACACCGCUACAUUAUGCCGCAAGCCGGGGCCACAGAGAGAUUGUGGAAUGGAUGCUACAAAACGGCGGUGCCAAAAUAGCAUUGGACAACAUCGGAGGAAGUCCACUUCACAACGCAGCUGAGCUCGGACAAGUGGAGUGUGUUCGAGCCUUACUAAGCAAUGGCUGUAACCCCGAUAUCCCCGACAAUUGUGGCCUCACAGCGGCCGAGCUGGCCGAAAAGUGUUUCCGUGAUGAUUGUGCAGAGACCAUCAAACGACAGCAACAGGGAGAGGAUGAUUAUGAUACCCCAGAUUCUCCAGCUUAUGAGAACGCAGUAUUCCAUGGACUGAUUGCAAAUGGUCAGAGCGGACAACGGUCAACUCCAGUGGUCAGACAAAGCGUUAGUAGCGAUCAGUUGUCUGGAAGCAGAGCCCCAGUUCCCUCAACAUCCUCCCACAAUAUCCAGUAUUCAGAGAAAACCAGUACAAAUGGUAAAUCCUUUGGUCACAACAAACCUUAUCAACAGUCCCAAGAGACUGGGGAGUGUGAGUUUAUAGAGGGCAAGCGACGAUCGUGGAAGCCAUUAUCUCGACCCCAAAUUCCUAUCACAGAGUCUCACCCCUCCCCAUCUGCCCAAAAGGCACAAGGCAUACACCAGCCAAAGUCACCUACUGCCAAGUAUUCCCCUUCCCCACCUCCAACCCAAAGCGCACUAUCCUUUCCACGUCUGCGACAGAGCAUUUCAAAUUCCAGUGAACUCUCAUCGUCUGUGUCCACGCUCAGCUCUGUUUCUCACACAGGGGAUGUUGCCGGGGACGAGGAUGAUUAUUAUGAACCAGUUCGAGGCAGUUUUAAUAUAGAGAAGCUUCGACAGCGUUCCCCUACACCCCCUGCAUCUCGCAAGAAGAGUCCUUUGAGAGAAAGUCAUCAUUUGGAGUCCCACCCAGAGUCUCCACCCAUACCUGCUGGUGUCAGAAGUGGGAUCAACUACAAUAACAACAAUAACAACAACUGGGAACAGCCACAAUACGGGCAGUUGAAGUCUGUGUUUUCUACACGACAGGAAAUAGAGAACCGUGAGUGGGAGAGAGAGCAGAAGUACAUCACACAGCUGACCGUACAGGAUAGCUCAGCCUUCACUCCCCCGGGAUUAUCACCACCCCUCACACCACCCUUCCCUCCCCCUCCUCCACCACUUCUCUCUGCCUCUCCACCCUUAGCUUCCUCUCUUCCCUUCCCAGCACCCCCGCCUCCCCCACCUCCUCCACCCCCACCCCCACAGGUUGCGAGCAAGUCUUGGCAAGGAAGAAGGAUGAAUGGCGCUGCGGACACUAAUGGGGCAGUCUCAUCUGGACCACCUACUCUUAACGGUAUUCUGGAAGCACAGGCCUCGUUAAGGCCAACUAGCCUUAACGGAGGAAGUAAUGGUGGAUCAAACAGAAAUUCACUGACAUCCCCGUCUCCAGUAGGGUCUGGUACGGACCAGUUGAUCGCAGAACUACGCUCUGUGGGCGGGUCAGCGUCUCUCAAGAAGACAAACCGAGGGUCAAGGUCAGGUAGCGUCACAUAUUCCUACACCCCAGGGGCCGGUUUACAGCCUGUGACCUCACCACCCGGAUCGCAGAAUGGGAUGGUCAAAGAAAGCAACGCCCUUACAAAUAGGGAGAAAGAAUUGGAUGAGCUAACUAAGAGGUUCCACUUUAAGAAUUUUCUUGACAAAGUGGGUGAUUCGUCAAUGCCGGACUGGAAGCGUCAGUUAUUGGCGAGACAGAUGGCUGAGAAAGCGAAGAAAGAGUAUGAAGAGAAGAAAAAGGUGGAGGACUAUGAAGCUCGGUUUAAAGGCAUGCCUAGCUGGAAGAGAGCUCUGAUAGAGAAGAAAGAAACAGAAGGAAGUGAUGAAGAGACAUAAUGAGGGGAGCAUCUGCUAACAACCAGAACAGCACGAAGAAGUAACAAAUCAUCGGACCUAUCCGAUGUUAAAGACCCAGUACAAGGGAGAGUACCCCACUGCUUAUCUUCGUUGACUUUCCCCUCUGAUACUUUCUCGCUGCAUCGUGAUUGAGCGUUGACAGCGGCUCUUGACACCACUGGAAUUUUUUCUUUUUUAUCCUAUAGUUAUUCCAGAAGUUGACUCGACAGCCAGAUGACUGACCUCGGGAUUUGCCUGGUAAACCAAUCAGACUAAAGAGUGACAGAAGUUGACUCAACAGCCAGAUAACUGACCCCGGGAUUUGCCUGGUGAACCGAUCAGACAAACGAGCGACCUCGUCUGUGUAAAUGUUACCACAGAAUAGUGUCUGUUGUGUGAUAACAAAAAUACCGCAUAAGUAUUCUAGACCAAGUGAUGAUUUGUUGCCAUGACAACUGACUUUUUCUCAGCAUUACAGUUAUGAUUGACAUGCAUAUCAUUAGCACUUUGCCCUGACAAGGGUAUGUAUAAUAACUUUGAUGUCAUCAAGGUCAUAAAUGCUUGAUACUGGACCAGAUAUAACAUAUUGAAGGGCACAGAUGUUGCAGAUGUGUGUCAAUUUAUGAUUUCUGUAGCGCCCAUUCACCUUGAUUCAAAGGAAGCAAGCUCUUGUUGUUGUUCUGUGAAUGGAUCAAUGACUAACAUUUGCGGAUUUGUAUAGGCUGGAAGCCAGGAUUUGAUCAUGAUGUCGAGUCAAGCAGAAGGGGAAAUCAAGUGACUACAAAAUGUUGAAUCAUUCUGUGUUAAGGCUUUUGAAUUACAUGUACGUGUACAACGAGUUUGGAACAAAAGUUAAGCAAUUAUAUAUACAGUUCAAGUCAAAUGCAUGGAAGUGAUGAAUUCUAUGUUUAUAGAUUUCCAGGAGCUGGCCUAAAGACAUACAUGUACGGCUGUCCAAUCGGGUCAGAACUACAGCUACUGUACAGGUGUAAUUGAUCACCAUCAUGUGUGAUAUCACGUGUGGAGGCUGAAUACCAUGUGUCGUUUCUGAUCAGCUUUCAUAAUGUGCUUGGGCAAAGGCCUGGCUAUGACUGGAUUUAUACACAGAAUGUCUAUGUAGCCAUGUUGAUAAUAGUGGCGCUUGUGAACAGGCCUUGUUGUGACAGGCUAGUAUUGCACACCGGUACUAGUAGCGUAGUACAUGCAUGUAUAGGUAGCCAUGUUGAUUAUAGUGGUGCUUGGGAACAAGUCUGGCUGUGACAGGCUAGAAUUGCAUUGAGUUGUAUGAAGUUGAAGAAGACUUUAUUGCAAAAUGUUAAAAUUUAAAAAGUUUAAGGUUACUUAGUAUGCUCAGUCUCUUUACAUUGGAAACUUGCCUGGAAAAGUCUUAAAAAGCUUUGAGGAUUGGUCGAGUUAUUGAAGAGAAUCAUGUAGCAUGAUUAAUUAAUGUAUCAGAGUAUAUGUAUAUUUAAUCUGUUUGUAAAUAUAAGCGAUGUGGGUUGAAAAUUUCUGGAAAAUGACUGCAUUACCUGUCAUGCAGCUGUCAAAGCACUAUGUAUUUAUCACAGUACUUCAGAGGUAAAAUCUAGCAUGCAAAAGGAGAAUGUUUAAAACAUAUGCGAAAAAAUCUGCACUGGAAAGAUCAUUGAAAACUACAUCAUAAAAAAUCUUCAGUGGUAUUUUUUUUUCUAGGUUUUUUGAACUCAAUGAAGUGCAGUCAAAUGUUUAAAUUCAGUGGUGGGCUUUUUAAACUGCUUUAGGCCUCAGAAAAGUGAAACAAAUUUUCUUCAUCGUAUACAUCAUAUUUAAUAACAAGUGAUAUAGCCAGAGUCACCAGUAAGUGCCACAUUAACACAGAUGUGAAAAUAAUAGCAUAUAUAUCUGGGUUUCAUGUCACUGCUAUCCAGAAUAAACGUUAUGGUACAUAUUACAAGCCCACCAUAUAACUCAAGCAUUUAACUGGAUUUUAUUUGGCCAAAAAAAUCAAAUCUAAAACAGUUGAAUUAGGUAGUACUGGAUAUAGUUUUCACUGGUAUUUCCAUUGAGACUUGCUCCUUUUUUUGACUUCUUUUAUUUUAUAAAUAACAGGAUAUUUAAUAUGGGUGUACAAGGGGAGGUAAUUAUACAUAUAACAUUCGCUGAAAUAUGAUAACUAAGAAUUUAAUACUUUCCAGUUUCUCUUAUUGCACUUAAAGUGACAUCUUACAUAAGAUGUUAUGGCAAAGGUUUACUCCAUGAAAGAAUUUGUCUGACAUAUGUAAUGGCCUGGAUUUGCUGAAAAUUACCUUUGUAGCACACAGUGUCGUAGUUUAAGGGAUUCUUAGGUACAGAGUCUGUGCUGAUUGACUGCUGUGAGAGAUACACAAGGCAGACUAAGCUGAAGUUUAGUUACUGUUGAUUCAGUAGAUACGUGUGUGGACUCAAGGGUGACCAAAGUUAUACACCUUAACCCAAUAUCUCCUAUCUAUACUGUCAGCCAGUCAACAUUGGGUCUGAGUCCUUUGAAUGACAUUUGGUCAUUUCAGUGAGUAGUAAGAUGAUGCUUCUAUUCUGUACGUUUACUGUUAACCACAGUUGAUAAUAGCAGAAAGGAUGGAAUUGAAAUAUCGCGCCACAAGGAAGCAGGGAUGCACAGGGUCUUGUAAGCUCAGUUAUGUGCUGUGUUAAAUACAUUGCACAGUCUUCACAGUAUUAGAAUAGAAAUAAAUUUCUGGAGGAAAAGGAUUUCUCUAUAUUGUGUGUGAAUUAUUAUCAAAGUUGCCUAAACAGAAAGAGAAAAAAAUAUGUGUUUAGACACAACAAUUUUCUCAAAGAGUCGCCAAAUACAUAGUACCAGGACACCAGGCAAGAAAUAAAAAUGAAGAGCUAUUUAAGAAACGUUUCACGUGAUAUUGAAGGAGAUGAUCAGUGUAUACAGGUAUAGCUUGCACAUUUUUCUUUGUUGAGCAGAUUGGAGGUUGUGAACCACAUGUACAGUACAUCAUACACAAGUACAUGUGAUGUGUCACCCUUACCUCAUCUACAGACAAUAGCCUCAUCUACUGACAAUAUCCUCACUAAAAACAUUUUAUACCAUUCAGGAUUGUGUGUACUCAUUAAAGUAACUUUAAUCUAAUUCAGGUUUAGUCUUCCUCAUGCAAAAAGCUUGUGCAUUACACACACACACACACAC
This is a messenger RNA of Liolophura sinensis, 5891 nucleotides long. Its product is annotated as espin-like. NCBI's taxonomy places the organism in Eukaryota, Metazoa, Mollusca, Polyplacophora, Chitonida, Chitonidae. The coding region runs from base 107 to 2719 and encodes 870 amino acids. Gene Ontology annotation, molecular function: actin filament binding. The transcript has 11 exons. Gene Ontology annotation, biological process: actin filament bundle assembly. The record is from RefSeq and is a predicted model, not a curated record. Gene Ontology annotation, cellular component: cytoplasm.